This is a messenger RNA of Polyodon spathula (Mississippi paddlefish), 3623 nucleotides long. RefSeq names its product septin-8-A-like. The coding region runs from base 166 to 1449 and encodes 427 amino acids. The transcript is spliced from 11 exons. NCBI's taxonomy places the organism in Eukaryota, Metazoa, Chordata, Actinopteri, Acipenseriformes, Polyodontidae. Gene Ontology annotation, molecular function: GTP binding; molecular adaptor activity; GTPase activity. Gene Ontology annotation, cellular component: septin complex; microtubule cytoskeleton; septin ring. Gene Ontology annotation, biological process: cytoskeleton-dependent cytokinesis. The record is from RefSeq and is a predicted model, not a curated record.
AUGCACAGGACCAGGGCUGCUAUUCCUGAGCAAAGUGGGAGUUUCCAGGAAGUAGCCAUAUUGGAUCCAUUGAACGGUUACACUGUAUCAUUCUAUAGAGAGAAAGACGGGAGAUUGUCUUGAACCAGAUUAUUGAAUAUUCACACACACACACACACGGGAGCCAUGGCUGCCACUGAUACAGACAAGCCUUUAAAUGAAGAAAAGCGGAAUCUCAGUCUUGGUGGCCAUGUUGGGUUUGAUAGUCUUCCUGACCAGCUGGUCAGUAAAUCAGUAGCACAGGGUUUCUGUUUCAAUAUACUCUGUGUAGGUGAAACUGGCAUCGGCAAGUCCACGUUAAUGAACACCCUUUUUAACACAACAUUUGAAAAUGAAGAAGCCAGCCAUUAUCAAAACGGGGUGUACCUUCGCCCGAGGACGUACAACUUGCAGGAGAGCAACGUCCACUUGAAGCUGACCAUCGUAGACACAGUGGGGUUUGGAGAUCAGAUCAACAAAGAGCAGAGCUACAAGCCCAUAGUCGACUACAUUGAUACACAGUUUGAAAACUACCUACAAGAAGAAUUGAAGAUCAAGCGUGCCCUCUUUAACUGCCAUGACACAAGAAUUCACAUCUGCCUUUACUUCAUCGCUCCAACAGGGCAUUCCCUCAAAUCCUUGGACUUAGUUACCAUGAAAAAGCUGGAUAGCAAGGUGAAUGUCAUCCCAAUUAUUGCUAAGGCUGAUACUAUUUCUAAGAGCGAGCUGCACAAGUUUAAGAUCAAGAUAAUGAGUGAGCUUGUUAGCAAUGGAGUUCAGAUCUAUCAGUUUCCAACUGAUGAUGAGGCCGUCACAGAGAUCAAUGCUUCAAUGAAUGCCCAUCUUCCUUUUGCUGUUGUUGGAAGCACAGAAGAAGUGAAAGUGGGCAAUAAGCUGGUUCGAGCCAGACAGUACCCUUGGGGUGUUGUUCAGGUGGAGAACGAGAGUCACUGUGAUUUCGUGAAACUGAGGGAGAUGCUGAUCCGGGUCAAUAUGGAGGAUCUCAGAGAACAGACGCACGCUCGCCACUACGAGUUGUACAGGCGCUGCAAACUGGAGGAGAUGGGCUUCAAAGACACAGAUCCUGACAGCCAACCGUUCAGUCUACAGGAAACGUAUGAGGCCAAGAGGAAGGAGUUCAUGGGAGAUCUGCAGCACAAGGAAGAGGAGAUGAGGCAGAUGUUUGUCAACAAGGUCAAAGAAACAGAGGCUGAGCUGAAGGAAAAGGAGAGAGAGCUACAUGAUAAGUUUGAGCAGCUCAAGAGGAUGCACCAAGAGGAGAAGAGGAAGGUGGAGGAGAAGAGGCGAGACCUGGAGGAAGAGAUGAACGCCUUCAACAGACGGAAGGUGGCGGCAGAAACACUCCAGGCGCAGUCUCUACAGGCUGCAUCGCAGCAGCCGCUGAAAAAAGACAAAGACAAGAAAAAUUAAUUAAUGAUUCAGGGAAGCAGGAAAGGAUUGUUCUUCCAUCACCAUGAAUUCUGUUUUUCGCAAUUCCUUCAUGAAUGACUUUUUGUAAGUGGACCAAAGAAAAAAACAUUGAAGAGGGUGGGAUUGUUUUAUGAAGGCUGUCCAUGUAACAAAUUUUAAUCAAUGCGGUUGCUUGUUUUAUUUAAUAACUAACAGGGACAUAGAGUUUCACGAGAAAGCCGUAUCCACUUUACUUGCUGUAGCUAAAUCCUGAGUCUUUCUCUUCAUUGUGGCUGAUGAUUAAUUAUAAAGGACUUGUGAGUUGAGCAUAUUCUUCCCGCUGUCAGGCUUUCACAUGAAUCUGUAUACUUUCCUUUUGUCUAAAAAAUAGUGAUACUUGCAGUUCAAUUUGUUCAAAUUGGGUUUUUGAUUUUAUUUUAGAUGGGUUUGUAUUAAGGUGUUUUUGCUGUGCUCCUGAGUAGUUGCAAUAAUCAAUAAUUAAAUUGAGCCAAUGAAGACCUGAAUAAUUUAAAUACAUUUUACUGCAACUAUAAAUGUACAUGUUUCUUGAGACAAUAAAACAUCUAUAUUCUUUGUUCAAUCCAGGUCUAAAUGCAUAUAAUAUGAUAGCAUAGUUUAAAUGUUUUAAGUUGAAUAUAUAACCAAACAAAAUAACACAUAAUUCUUCACAAAAGUAUUUCUUCUUGUGAUGAAGAAGUCACAUAUUAUAUACACCUCACAUUGGCGUGCUGUACUAUGUAAGGUUCUGAGACUGUAGGAACUGCCUGCUUCCUAAUUACAGUAAGCUUUGUUGUUAUUGACUUUAACUGAAGGAAAAUGGAAGUGGCGUCGCUUCGAAAGUAUUAUUUAACCAUGUCAAUUUGCCUUGAGGACAGAAACUUUUUUUUUUUUUUUUUAACUGUUUUGACUAGUCUUCCACAACUGUCUCAGCAUCUUAACUUUUGCAACCGUCUAUGCUAUUAUAGAACACAAUGCUCAGGUAUUCCAAGAGCCGCUGAGGCUAGUUUCUCAAAGUAGUUUUGUUCAAUUAGUCAAAAAAGGGAGGUGCCCUUUAAGUGUUAUCAGUAAGGAAAAAAACACCAAUACAAAACCCAUACCGGACCAGCAUGUACUGCAGUUAAAGGAUCAUUGUUAGGAUCCCUCUUUUUCAUAGUUUUUUUAUCUGGCACAGGAGGAAUGACAAACUUGAGAAUCAUCCAGCAAAACUACAGUAUAUCUUCCAUAAAUGCACUUAAAUUUUUUUAGAAUCGUACUAUCGUACUAGCAGUGUUCACACCUUUUUUUGUUAUUAUAUUUUAAAUUGUAUUUAUAGGGGUUAUUGAUCACAAGUGCAGCAUUAUAUAUCCGUGAAUAAUUAACAUAUCGUAUUGAUUAAGUUAACCUGUCUUGUUUUGUUUAGCUAAACCGUCCCUAUUAUGAGGGUGAAUAUAGACAAAAACAAUAAAGUUGACAUGCAUUGUCUUUAAGUUCCUGAAGUUUUUAAAAUCUUACUUUUGGUGUUUAUCAAACUCUCAAGUACUGUAUUCUUUUAUAUUCAACCAUUCCUAAUGUAUAUCUUGGAUUUCCAGUCCUGUCUGAAAUCUUACAGAUUCAAAUAUUGUUGGAACAUCAUUGCUUACUUUUGCAAGUGUGUGGUCUGUGCUCGUUCUCAAGGGAAGGCACGUUUGUACCUAAUGUUUGUGCUGGCAUGCAGUUAAGUACUCUUGGUCAUCGCAACAUAAUAACAUAUUUGUUUCUACAGAUGAGGGACUGAAGUGAGUGGGUGGUGUUGGGUUUAUAUUGUUGCACAGAUUCCACCACAUUUUAAUACAUUAUAUCAUGUACUUUCAUAAUAUUCUAUUGUAUACAAUAUUCUAUUGUAGGAUGGGGGUGGGGGGGUUGUAUUUUAAUGUCCACUUUUUAAAAGUUCUUGCAAUUUGUUUGUCAUUGAAACCCAUCAUCUGUGAAAAGGCAUAAUCUGUCCUUCAUAACCAUUCAUGUUCACAAAGUAAGAUUGGAAGUCUAAGACAAACAUGUUAUGAAAAAAAGCAAAACUCUUUUAUAUGCCUUUUUAAUGUGUAUACAUGAUAUCGUGCAUGUUAUGGUCAUUUCAUGAAUCGCUGUUGUUGUGUACCAUUUUAUUGUGUUAAAUCAUCUCCAUGUACCAAUUUUGAUAUUAAAGCAAUACAAUCAUG